Molecule: messenger RNA, 5181 nt
Organism: Nanorana parkeri
Lineage: Eukaryota; Metazoa; Chordata; Amphibia; Anura; Dicroglossidae
Product: A disintegrin and metalloproteinase with thrombospondin motifs 7-like
Exons: 24
Coding region: 10-4635 (1541 amino acids)
Biological process (GO): proteolysis; extracellular matrix organization
Cellular component (GO): extracellular matrix
Molecular function (GO): metalloendopeptidase activity
Source: RefSeq, a predicted model, not a curated record
AGCUUUUCUAUGGAUACUGACAUUGUUCAUCCUGUCCGGGUGGAUGAACAUGGCUCUUUCCUGACCUUUGAUUUAACUCCUCGCAACCUGCAGAAGAGAGGACUUUCUUCCGGCUCGGUGCCCACUACCUAUUACGGGAUCAGAUUCCAGGGAGUGGAGCUGACCUUUAACCUUAGCCAGAACCACCAGCUAUUGGCCCCUGGCUAUGUGAGUGAGUGGCGCAAUGGAGGCCUCAGGGAGACAAGGCUUGUAAGCCGACCACCUGGCUCAUGCCACAUGCGGGGGGCAGUUCAGACACACCACCAGCUUGUUGGCAAUGCCGCUAUUAGUAUCUGCAGUGGACUGAGAGGUGUCUUCCAGCUGGAGCAUGAAGAUUUCAUAAUCGAGCCAGUGGCAACAACAGCUCCACCAUUGGGGAAAGCAAUGCCUCAUCGGAUCUACAGGCGUCAUUUAGCUGAAGGGCAGCAACCAGGGUACAGGAGCUGCGGUGUGAGGGAGAACCCCGAAUCACACAAUAAAUGGGAGAGAAGAAGGGAGCGCUGGGAGCAAUCACAGAAACAACACAGAGAGCGCCCUAUAUCCCGCCGUUCCAUUAGCAAAGAAAAAUGGGUGGAGACUUUGGUUGUUGCUGAUCCCAAGAUGGUGGAAUAUCACGGAAGUAACAAUGUGGAAAACUAUGUGUUGACUGUCAUGAACAUGGUUGCUGGGCUCUUCCAUGACGCUAGUAUUGGGAACAGGAUAAACAUUGUUAUCGUGCGCCUGAUCCUGCUAGAGAGUGAGGAGGAGGACCUGAAGAUUACUCAUCAUGCUGACAACUCUCUGCGCAGCUUCUGCAAAUGGCAGAAGAGCAUCAAUAUGAAGAGUGAAGAUCACGCUUUACACCAUGAUGUGGCUGUUCUACUUACCAGGAGAGACAUCUGUGCCUCUAUGAAUCGUCCAUGUGAAACCCUUGGUCUUUCCCAUGUGUCUGGCAUGUGCCAACCACACCGUAGCUGCAAUAUUAAUGAAGACACAGGUCUGCCUACGGCAUUCACAGUCACUCAUGAACUGGGACACAGUUUUGGUGUUCAGCAUGAUGGCAAUGGAAAUGACUGCGAACCCAGGGGAAAGAGACCUCAUAUUAUGUCACCGCAGCUUCUCUAUGACACUUCUCCACUUACCUGGUCCCGGUGCAGCAGAGACUACAUCACACGCUUCUUAGACCGAGGUUGGGGGCUUUGCUUGGAUGACCCACCAAGUAAGGAGUUACUUAAUUUCCCUUCUGUUCCUCCGGGAGUCCUGUAUGAUGUUGGACAUCAGUGCCGCCUUCAGUAUGGAUCAGGUUCCACCUUUUGUCGGGACCUUGAUAAUGUAUGUAACUCACUGUGGUGUUCUGUGGGGACCACGUGUCAUUCGAAGCUUGAUGCUGCAGUAGAUGGAACUACUUGUGGUGAAAACAAGUGGUGCUUUGGUGGUGACUGUGUGCCUGUUGGUUAUCGUCCUGCUGCGGUGGAUGGGUCAUGGGGUUCCUGGAGCUCGUGGUCAUCAUGUACUCGCUCCUGCGGAGCUGGGAUUCAAAGUGCAGAGCGGCACUGCAGCAAUCCUACGCCUAGAUACGGAGGAAGAUAUUGCCUGGGGGAGAGAAAGAGAUACCGUGUGUGUAAUGUUACACCCUGUCCUCAGGGCGUUCCUUCAUUGCGUGAAGUGCAAUGCUCCCAGUUUGAUUCUGUACCUUACAAAGGGAAGCUUCACCAAUGGAGCCCAGUGUUCAUCAGCAUAAAUCCAUGUGAGCUUCACUGCCAGUCAAGCACAGAGUACUUUGCAGAGAAGCUACGAGAUGCCGUGAUCGAUGGAACCCCAUGUUUUGAGGGAAACACAAGCCGAGAUGUGUGCAUCAAUGGAAUAUGUAAGAACAUUGGCUGUGACUACGAGAUUGACUCCAAUGCUGUGGAGGACCGCUGUGGUGUUUGUCAUGGUGACUCUUCUACAUGUCAUACUGUGCACAAAACGUUUGAUGACAGUGAUGGACUUGGUUAUGUGGACAUAGGUCUCAUUCCGCCAGGUGCUCGUGAGAUCCGAAUUGAAGAAGUGGCAGAGGCUGGAAACUUUUUAGCUCUCCGCAGUGAAGACCCAGAGAAGUAUUUCUUGAAUGGCAAAUGGACUAUCCAGUGGAAUGGGGAUUACCAAGCAGCAGGCACAACUUUCACCUACACCCGCACUGGGAAUUUGGAAAACCUGACCGCACCUGGACCAACCUACGAGCCUGUAUGGAUACAGCUGCUGUUCCAGGAGAAGAAUCCCGGAGUGCGGUACCAGUACACCGUUAGAAGAGACCUAGACGAUAGCAAUGAGGUCCAACCGCCAGAGUUCUCUUGGAGAUAUGGGGCAUGGUCUGAGUGCUCUGCCACAUGUGGCACAGGGGUUCAGAGGCAGCUGGUGCAUUGCGUGGAAAAAGUGGCUGGUCUUGUGGAAGAAAGAUAUUGCGAUUCACUGACACGGCCCGAUGACAUACAACGAAGCUGCAAUGAGGAGCCAUGCCCUCCAAGGUGGUGGGUCGGAGAGUGGCAGCAGUGCUCCAUCACAUGUGGCUCUGGCGGUGUGCAGAAGAGAACUGUCCUAUGUAUUCAGCGCGUGGGACUGGAUGAGCAGCGAGCUCUACAACCCCCAGAUUGUGAACACCUCCCCAAACCUGAAUCCAGCAUCUCUUGCAAUCAUCGUGAGCCCUGCCCUGCCCUCUGGCACCAUGGGAACUGGAGCCAGUGCUCUGUAUCCUGUGGAGAAGGGUUCCAGCAUCGAGAUGUAUAUUGUGAUAAUGCCCUGGAAGGAGGUUCCUGUGAACCUUCUGAACGUCCUCUUUCCAAGCAAGUAUGUGCCAUGCUGGCUUGCAUACCAGACUUCAGCAUAUUUGACUGGACAGGAAGCGGAGGCUCUAGCAAAGAAAUUGUCAAUGAAAUCUUUCCAGGCCAUCCAAGAGCUUCCCCUAGCAAUCGGCAUUCCCUGAAAGACAAUUCCAUCUCAGAAGGUGACUUCACUAAUCAUGGUGAUGGUCAAGGCAAAGCAGGGAAAGCUUAUGUUGAUGAUUUUUAUUAUGAUUACAACUUUAUCAAUUUUCAUGAGGAUUUAACUUAUGACCCCGUAGAAGAUAUUUACAUCAAAGAAGAUGAAGAAGUAGAUCAGGAAUACAUUCCAGUCCAUACAGUCCAUACACCUAGUUCGGGAAAAGGCAAUAAUGACAUCCUUUCCACAGGAAGCCCACAUAAUCGAUUAACCACCACUGGUCCCUUGCAAACCUCUCAUUCAGUGACAGAAACCACACAAAGUUCAACAUAUUAUUCUUCAUCUACUUCUGAACUAGAUACAAAAGAUUUACAAAAUUCAGCACGCUAUAUCCCAUCAGAUCUGGGACAGGAUUCACAACCAGGGCCAGACCAAACAGCAUAUGCAACUACUUCAAGCCAAACAUUUUCACCUCAAAAGGAGAACAGUUUACAAGAUAAUUUUUCUCCAGAUUUCUUACCAAGCAAGCCUAAAUAUUCUUUAGAUGUUUUUUCAUGGAGUUCGUCUACCCCAUCUUCCACAGAUUCAGCAGAAAUUAUCUCUACAGUAAAAACAACUCUGCAUGCAAGCUCUGAUGGUAUGACCUCUAGCAACCCUUACGUCACACCAUCCCCACCCACAGUUCCAUUCCUCACUACAGUCUUGAUGCACAUUCCAGACCCUAAUAAUGAAGGAAGCAUGUAUCCUCAUCUAAGUGAAGACAAAACGAAAUCUUCAAAUACAACAUCUAGUAAUCGCUUCAUCUUAUCACCUGUGGGAGGCGAUCUACAGAGGAGUCACUGGAAUGUAGGAAACUGGACUGAGUGUUCCACUUCCUGUGGCCUUGGUGCAAUGUGGCGCUCAGUUAUGUGCAUGGCAGAAGGUAAUAACACAUGUGACACCAGUGCCAAACCAGCUCCGGCACGCCGUUGCCAUCUGCGGCCUUGUGCAUCAUGGACAAUGGGAAACUGGAGCAAGUGUUCCCAGAGCUGUGGAACGGGAGUUCGGGUCAGAGACGUCCAAUGUGUGGACACUCGGGACAAGAGGAUUCUGAGACCCUUCCAUUGCCAGAGUACAGUAUUCAAGCCACGUGUACAGAUGGUCUGUCAUGAGCAGAAAUGUAUGGAGUGGUAUGUUUCCUCCUGGAGAGAGUGCUCAGAGGAGUGUGGUGGUGGCAUGCAGCAGAGGCUGGUCACCUGCCCUCAGACUGGUCGCUGUGAUGAAAGUCUGAAACCCAACAGCAGUCGCCCUUGUAACGAACAUCCAUGUACUACAUGGGCUGUUGGACCCUGGGGCCUGUGCACAGCUUCCUGCGGAGGGGGAAUCCAGCGUCGCCAGGUGAAAUGCGUGAACAAAGGGACGGGGGCAGCUGAGGAAGAUAACAAUCUGUGUGAUCAUGAACCAUGGCCUGAAAACAUCCAGAAGUGUAACCCUCAGGACUGCCAGCAGAACACCACCACCUCAUGCACCCGUGACCGCCUCACAUUCAGCUUCUGCCGCACCUUGAGGGUCCUUGGUCGCUGUUCACUGGCCACAGUCCAAGCUCAAUGCUGCCAGACCUGCCAGACUCAUUCCCAGAGUUCACGUGAGCUCACAAACCAGCGGUUGUCCCGGAGGUGAGGAUGACCGCUGUCUCUAGUCUCAGGGACAAAAACUUUGCAGUGGACAUGUCUGCAAUGAUUGGAUAUAGUCACCCCUGCUGAAAUGGUCCAAAGAUCCGUCCCAGCAUCUUCUGCCUUGCAAGUGAGGUCAUUAAUUGUUCACAAGAUAAUGGAAAUGGUGAAGGAACAGGUUUCUGUGUGGAUUGGACUCUAUUCGGCUACCACUUUCCCACAACCCGUCCAAGAUUGCACAGUCUCCGGACCUUUGGUGCUAAUGUUCAAGUGACGUAAACUCAGAACUCUUAUAACGAUUCACUGGCUGGCCAGUGGAUGAAUGUUGUGCUCCUUAUAAUGGUCAGCUUUCUGGUGCUUAUGAUGUCUUUGGUCUCAGCCUCAGGCAUAUAUUGCGUAGCUAGACAGCAGUCCAUCGAACAGUCCCACCCACGAGGCAAGAGAACCUGUUUGCCCUCUUUCAUGCCUUUACUUUGUGUAAUUUUACUUUUCUAGCUUUGUGCACUGAUGAUGAAUAUGGGGCUGACGUUCUGCUGAAAACAUCUCUAAGCAA